Mesocestoides corti is the source of this 3396-nucleotide messenger RNA. The record is from the annotation of a GenBank genome assembly. Lineage: Eukaryota; Metazoa; Platyhelminthes; Cestoda; Cyclophyllidea; Mesocestoididae.
AUGCACCAAUCUAUUAUACGCUCAACGCUGAAAAAUAUUCGUGAAAACGCUCAUUGUGAGUCGACGGAUCCUCUCCCUGCCUCUAAUUGUUUACAAAAUCGUGAACUUACUCCUAAUGCCACUGAUGCUGUCUGUGAUAUUGGAAAGGAAGACUUUGGCUUGGAGACGUUUGUUAACCAGGAUAAAAUCAGUAUCCAAGUAGAUGGUGGUAAUCUGUCUAUUAUUCGUUUUGACAAAUUUAAAGUACCCCGCGAUGCAUUGCGACGAAAAGCGUCCCGUUCGAACGACCGACCCAAGCCUUCACUAAAUGACUCUCAUAGAACCCUCAUGGACGUGGACAACAGAAAUAUUUUGCCUAAACUUCGGUAUUUUGCCACUGUGGUUCUUCAUGAUUAUCCCAUUGAAUUGAUUCUACAGAAACCGGUUUUCAUUAAGCUCCUAUCUGCUUUACUUGCAAUAUCUAAGAGUAUGCACGUUCAAGAAGCAGCAGUUGAUUGUCUGAUACAAAUUUGCCAUAAGAUAACCGCUCGAAUCCACUACUUUGCCAAUCCCGACAACUACCGUGCAAAGAAAGUUUCAGCGAACCCUGACACAUCUGAUGCAGAUACCUUAUCAGACCACUUGCAGGCGUUCCUUAGUGACGCCACGGUAUCCGCAUCGCUCUGCAGCAGUCUUCUUCCGCCGAGCGUCUUCAAAAUCGCCGACGAUCCAUCCAUCCCCACGGUGUGCGUCGCACUAAUGAGUGCAGCCCUUUCGGGACUCGCCAAUCCCCGGACCGCCAGACGUGGAAGUCGUCUCUUGACCGCCCAAUCGACGGCAGUCAAGCGGGUCGCCAUUUUCGGGCCACUUAUUCGCCUGCUCAACACUUCCGCCGACCUGUUGCUCCUUUGUGCGCUAUCUGUGCCAUCUGAUGCGGAUCAACCCGUCGGCUUGGACCUGCUGUCGUCGACGAAACCACCGUUAAAAGACCUGCUACCCACGCAACACAUGAUAGUGGGGUUUGAGAAUAUGCUGGAACUAUGGGGAAUUAUGAUCUCCACGUUUGCCUCGGCCUGGCGACGUGACCUCGAUGGCGACUCUUCUUCGGACGCACUGUCCACGCUUCGUUACUCGCGGUGCGUCUACAUCGCUCUGGUGCGCACUCUCUUUCGUUUCGUCUCCGCUCUGUGGACUCCUGAAUCCUGUGCCUACGUCCUGCCCACAGUGACGGCCUUCGAGUUGUCCCUGGCCCUCUUGGACCCUCAUGUCCUCCGUCCCAGCGCCGAUUCGACGAUCUGCGGCAUCGACACAGACGUCGGUUUGGCUGCGUACGUUCGGUACUUGGACCCUGAAAUCAACAUCCACUGGAGGACCUUGACGGGCUUGAGGAGAGCCGUGAGGUCUGCUGUCGAUUUCAUGCGUGGCGUGGUCUCCUUGGCGGAAUCAACCAGACCGGCGUUAGAGAGUCUCCUGAACCAGGCGAUUAGCGGACUCGAGGCGGUUGAAUUUCUUUCGGAAAAGUUCGUCAAGAAAUUCGUGCAAUUUCUUGCUGAGCUCCCGCUGCAAAUCGAUGAAGAUCAUUGCGGUGCACUGUUGACGCGAGGUCGGCAUCACUUUCUGAUGCUUCUCAGUCAUUCCUCUGACGCUGUCCGAAGAGCCGCAUACUCGCAGACACACAACAUCCUCUCGACAGGCAUAUCAGUGGACCAGGCUGCGGAUCCCACCGCAAUGAAUUACAAAUGCAUCACGCUCCUGCUCUCGAGUGAAGUCCUCGGCGAAAUUGUGGAGUUUGGUCUCCACGACGCGGUGCCAGAGAUCGCGUCGAUAGCCAAGGACUGCAUGCGUGUGCUCCUGGAUGCCUACCAACUAAUACCGGACCAGCUGUGGCGGACGUUCGUCCAACUCCUGGCAGCCACGAGUUGCAACCACCCCGUGGGCUGCACGCGUCGUGCCACCAGCACUGCCUGGACCCCCCUUGAGCCUCUUCUGGCUGGUUUGGCUCCGCUUGCCAACGGUUGCACGGACAAAGACGCCUCCACCGGCGCCAACUCUAGUGAGACGCUCCUCGCUGAACGCGUUCUAGCCGCUUGCUUGGGUCUCGGAGGCUUCGAGCCUUCUCAUCCAACUUCUGACACACACGCCAAGGACAUUCGAAACAGCCUCCUGCUUCUCCUUCUGCCGCUUCCAACAGUUCGCGUGAAAGCCGCCAAGCAAAUUACCCGCCUUCUUGACGCUGCCUUCAGCUUUGUGUCAACAGCCGACUUCUCACCUCUCUCCAGACAGCCGUCUCUCGGCUCGCGUCGGCAUGUCGUAGACGACGUCCUGGAGCUACAGAGCCCGGAAGACGUUGAGAGCACUCUCUGCGACCUCCUCAUCUUCUCUGAAGCACAGCCCGUCUCUGAAAGCAGCUUUGGUAACCUUCAUCGUCUAACUUCUGGACUUGCAGUUCCAAGUUCAUCGCACGACGACGGCGGAAGUACCCCUGUAACCGCGUUAGAUUCCUUCAACAAUGCCCUCGCCCUAGUCACAAGCGACACGGCCGAAGUCGAUGUGCGGUGCACAGCGGGUGACCGAGUCUUGGCCACGUUGUUGUGUGGGUUGAUGCUCUACCGCCUGUCUCUACACACCCUCAAAUUCACCUCUGAAACUGCCGUUUAUCGAUAUGUCGUUUUAGCCCCUGACGGCCUGAGGUGUUGGCACGAGGCGGACGGUCCGGGAGUUGCGAUUGAAUGGGUCUCCGCGAUGCCAAGCAAACUGGAGACCCUGUCGAAGAAGCUCCGCAUUGAGCCGGUCAUUCGCACUCAGCUAGCCACCCUCCAGUUCGCCACCACCCACGACACCGAAACACGCGCCAAACUCGCCCUCGCGCCGUCCACACUGCACUCACUCCUGUUCGUUGGUUUGUGCUUCUGGCGAGACGAACAGAUUCGCCACUGCGUGUCGCACCUCAUUGCGCUGCUCAUCUUCCAUCCGGUCAUCCGGGAAUCCGACAAGUGUUCAGUGUGUCUGCCGGAGGUGAUCGCUUUGUCCUACUGCCUGCCCUUCUCGUGUCCAGUGUACUCCAUCACCUCCCGCCACAACGUCCAACAUCAUCAAACACGGUUCGCCCAACUUCAAGCGCAACUAGGCUUGGCCAGGAGCUUCCUCACGAAGACCACCAACGCCGACACGAGGAAGUCGGACGAGGCUGGUGGGACAGGGCAGGUGCCAGAGCGGACACGUCUGGUGGCUGCUGGCGUGCUGCACUCACUCAGAGUGAUGUGGAAUCAAGUCUGCGGUCUGUCGGCGUCGACGGCGGAGGACGCGUUGACACUCCAACGCAGCGUUUGUUCGGAAAAGUUUGUCGAUGUCAUGGAAGCAGACGGAAUCGGUGCCGAUUCGUCGUCUUACCAUCCCGUUCGAGUUGACCAUCGUUAA